Messenger RNA from Boleophthalmus pectinirostris (great blue-spotted mudskipper), 3515 nucleotides. RefSeq names its product ring finger protein 167 (gene rnf167). The coding region runs from base 269 to 1435 and encodes 388 amino acids. The record is from RefSeq and is a predicted model, not a curated record. NCBI's taxonomy places the organism in Eukaryota, Metazoa, Chordata, Actinopteri, Gobiiformes, Gobiidae. Gene Ontology annotation, cellular component: cytoplasm; nucleoplasm. Gene Ontology annotation, biological process: protein ubiquitination; ubiquitin-dependent protein catabolic process; positive regulation of DNA-templated transcription. The transcript has 10 exons. Gene Ontology annotation, molecular function: ubiquitin protein ligase activity.
AGGGAGCAAGAAGCAACAAUAACAAACACCAGCUAAUAGCUAACGGCUAACAAAACAAGGAAACAGGAACACCAUCUCUUAAUUGUAGAAGUUAAUGUGUGUUUAAACUUUAAUGUGAUAUACUUUAAAUACUAGUGCUGUUAGGAGUGUAGUAUAAUCGUACAGCGAUCUUACAGGAAGACGACACUGUUACCUAACAUCAGCCCUAAGCAAGUAAAAUCAGUUUAGCUGUUUUUGAACAGCUGACUUCAGCAUUUAAGUGACAAAGAUGCACCUCCACGUUGGCGAUGUCUUUUUCCUGGUUUUCUUCUCACUGUUUUCCUCACCCUCUUAUGCAUAUAUCUAUGCUCAUUACAACAACUCAACAUCAAUGCUGUUUGAGGACCUUCCUGCUCUUUUUGGACCCAGUUUGCCCAAGGAUGGACUAAUGGGUGUAUUGGUGGUAGCUCGUCCACUCAAUGCCUGUACACCAAUAGACACAGCACCUCCACUGCCUCCAAAUUUUGAUGCUAACACUACCAAACUGAUAGCACUAAUAAAGCGCUUUGAAUGUAAUUUUGAUGUAAAGGUCCUACAUGCUCAACAAGCUGGGUUUGAUGCAGCCAUCAUUCACAACAUGUAUUCAGACACUCUAUUGAGUAUGAACUACAGUAACGAGACUAUUGCCAGUGAAAUUGAGAUUCCAUCUGUAUUUACCAGCUUCUAUGCUUCUCAAGUACUCAAAACUUAUAUUAUUCCAGAAAAGGGGACUUAUGUGAUUCUUAAACCAGAUUUUAGUUUUCCACUCUCCUACUACCUGAUACCUUUUUGCGGAGUCAUUGGCCUGAUUAUUAUUGUUAUGUGUGUCGUGUUGAUCAUAAGAUGUGUGCAAUACUCAAAAAGGAUGAGGAAAAACCGCUUGUCCAAAGAACAGCUCAAACGUAUUCCAACCCAUGUGUUCUCUAAAGGAGAUGAUUAUGAUGUAUGUGCCAUCUGCCUGGAUGAAUAUGAAGAGGGGGAUAAACUGAGAGUCCUACCAUGCUCACAUGCUUACCACUGCAAGUGUGUGGACCCCUGGCUGACGCAAACCAAAAAGACUUGCCCUGUGUGCAAACAGCGCGUGACCCGCCCCACCGCAGACCACUCGGAGUCAGAGUCUGAGGAGGACGGAGGCCACCGCAGCGAGGAGGAAGUGACAGAGGGUGACUCUGAGCGCACCCCUCUCUUGCGACCUUCCCAUCCUGGUUCUCCUUCUGGUAGUUUAGUGGACUACUCUGCCACCAACAACACUACAGUGGCUACUGCCCAAUGCCUGGCCUCCCCUGCCUGCAGUGAAUCCCCCAUAGUGGGCUUUGAGGGCUACUACUCCCCUGAAGAGAACACUGACACAGAAAGUGAUGACACACACACUGAUGAUGACACAGCUCAGCUCAUUGGUAGGGAUGUCAAUGUUUGAUUGAUUUGAUUUGGAUAAAACAUUUUAAGUAACUGUCAUCUAAUCCAGUGUGCUGUAAUAACUUGUGAGUACAUCUGUACUCACGGUACAGCAGUACUACCUGUGUCUCAAAGCUAGUAUGAUCAUUGUGGAACAUAAAAAGCCACUUGCACAUACUUUACAUUACAUGCAUGUGAGUCACUCACUCACCCAUCUGAUCUGACCUCUAGUUUUGCACAAAAUGAAAAAGAAAAAAACAAUAUACAGGUCAUUGUAUUGUUCCAUGGCUGAUGGAGAUUAGUGCAAUUGAAAAAGCAUAAUGAAUAUUGUUACACUAUCAGCUAUUGAAGAACUGGGAAUUUCUUUCAUUUUUUCUGCUAUUUAUUUUUCCCAGAAUUCUUUUAUUUCAUCUAAAAAUGCAUUACCUGCACAUUUUGCUUUCUGCAAUUAUUUUGAAUGUUGUGUCUGACAGUCUUCUAAUUUGUUAUACUGAGGAACGUCUCAGGCAGUGACAAAAAAUGAUUUUUUUAACAUAUUUGUUUGCCUGUAGAUUUAUGUAUAUACAAUAUUUAGUACUUUUUGUAUUUUUAUAAGAACUGAAACUAUAAAAAAACUGUACGAAUUAGUUGGGGGUUUAAAAAAAAAAAAAAAAGCGUUGCCUUAUAAUGGCCUUGAUUUAUGUGAUAUUUAUAUUUGGAAAUUAAGGGAUUGUUACACUCCUGCUAUCUGUACUGUGCACACCUGGUCACUGUUCCUCUGAUGCUCCUUCUUUACUUAUUUUUGCUUUUAUUUUCAUCCAUUAUUUGUGCUGCUUAACUAAUACACCACAUGUUUAGUGUACAUUUUAUUUAAAGUAGAUCUGAGAAAAAGAAAACUGAUAACUAUUAACAUUCCAUUGUAAAUUUGAAAAAGAAUGACGACUAAAGAAAAUCUGAUUUCCUUGUUUCUUUGCUACUGUAUCAAAGUCUUUGAUGGAUUAAAAGUCUUUGGGAAAGUUCUUGUAGCAUUUCCUUUCUUCCUUUAGCUAUUAAGAAAGCCUUCAGAUUAUUUUAUAUCUUGAAGGGCUUUACAGAUGGCAUUAGAAUGUAUAAUUUACUAAAUAAUUGGCAGUUGCCAUGGCAAUGAACAUUUAGAUUUGGCACUAAUGAGGGUAAAAUAAUUGACCGGAAGUAAGGACUAAAGUAAAGUAAUUUAAAUCAAUUUCAAUAUGACUUUCUGGAGCUUUAUAUGAUAAUAAUUCCCGGGCUAAUUAUUGUACAUAAAAACUGAGUCUUCAUUGUGUAGAAUUAAUGGCAUUGCAUUAGACAUUAGACUGUUUUAACUCUGUAAUCUGUCUUAAUUAGCCAAUUUUAGUCUUUUGAAGCAUUCAUUUUAUCACCACUGCUUACCAGAGACUAUUCAAAUCUGAACAAUAGACCUUAAAGCAAGAUGAAAUCAAUAGAUGUUACUAUGGAUUCAUUAAGGAAUAUGUUGAAAGGUAAAGGGUUGUUCCAAUUACAUUAAGAUAGCAGUUAUAAUUAAAAACAUUUGUUAACAGAUCAGAUGUCAUAAGUUUGCAGUAGCGCUGUAUGGUUUUAAAAGGCUCCAGACUUAACCAAGUGCAGGUGUGAGGAGAGAUGGCCAGACCUGUGGUGUUGUGCUACUGUGUGUUCAGAUCUGCCUUCUUGCUCUGUCUGUCUGCAUCUUUAUUUGUGCUGCUGGACUCCCGAGAGACAAAACAUCAGGUAAUAUGGCUUAUAUGUAUGUAAAACUGUCUUGCACCUAUCUUCAGCUGUUGGUGUGUUUUUAGUUUUUUUUAGGAAAUGCCUAUCCUGCUCCAAGAAUGGCUCCUCCCCAAGACGGAUUUCAAUUUGCUUCUCUAGUUGGAGAUGGCUAUCCACAACAAGAGGAAUCUGCAUUAUUUAUAGUAGAUGAAGCGCAGACAACUCAAGUUUGGCCUCAAAUUGUCUUGGAUUAUAUGAGGCACAAACUACGAUUUAGAGGAAGGACAAAGAAAAACAUCAAGAAAGUCAACUUUUAGCAUUCAGGAAUACUGAGGAAAAAUAGUCAAUACAAAAAUCUGUAUGUGUAAAAAAUAAAACAUUAACUUUUGUCAAACUGA